Messenger RNA from Oldenlandia corymbosa var. corymbosa, 354 nucleotides. Lineage: Eukaryota; Viridiplantae; Streptophyta; Magnoliopsida; Gentianales; Rubiaceae. The record is from the annotation of a GenBank genome assembly.
AUGGAUCAAAACUACACCAUCACAGGAGGACAUCAAAAUGUCUGUGCAUGUGCUGUGGCGUAUUUGGAAGAUGAGGAAUCAGAAGGUAUGGAGACAUCAGUUCAUGGAUCCACAGUUCAGUUGGAUUUUGGUUCAAGAAGAUUACAAGCUGCACGAGCAUCUCUUUGGAGUGCAACUUGUAAAGCUAGUGCAGCCGGGAAAAUUACGACGCACCAAGGGGUAGUUUUACAGUUGAAGGCUAUACGGGUCCAUGCUCUAACUCCAUUGCAAACAGAGAUGAUGGCUUCCCCUACAUGUUCUACAAGAAGCCCUGGAGAUGGGAUUGCAAAAGGUGAAGGUGUUUACAGAUUGUAG